Molecule: messenger RNA, 336 nt
Organism: Schistocerca serialis cubense
Lineage: Eukaryota; Metazoa; Arthropoda; Insecta; Orthoptera; Acrididae
Exons: 1
Cellular component (GO): nucleus; cytoplasm
Molecular function (GO): protein binding
Source: RefSeq, a predicted model, not a curated record
GGGGCGGUGGAGGAGGUGCGGGCGUUGCUCGCGGCUGGGGCGGACGUGGGGGCGAGGAGCGGGGACGGGGAGACCGCCCUGCACUGCGCUGCAGGGAGUGGCGACGCGGCUGUGGUGCGGCUGCUGCUCUCUGUGGCGUCCGACCCCAACGCCAGGAGUCAGGGGGGGGAGACGCCGCUGCACUUGGCGGCAUGGAAUGGCCACGCAGAAGCGGCGGCUGCUUUGCUGCAGGCCGGAGCCGACAGGGGGGUGAGGACUAAUGACGGGAACACCCCCCUGGACUACGCCGGGCUGUGCAACCAGCAAGAGAUCGUCGAGAUGCUAACACAGCAUUAA